AUGGAUGAUCUCUCGGGACUCAACUGGUCGUCGUCGGCCAGCAAGCCGGGCAACAAACCACCGCCCAUGAACCCCUCAGGCGCCAAUUACUUUGGUUCAAUGCCGCAGUCGAAUUCGACGCCAUCGCCGUUCCCUUCUGGCCGCAACACGCCUUUGUCCGCUCAGGGUUCGGGGUCCGUCGCUGGCAAACCACCCGCUGCGAAGCCGGCCGCCGAUAGCUUCAGCAACUUAAUGAACUUCGCUGGCGCACCCAAGUCGACCGCGAACCUGAGCUUGCGCGAGCAGCAACAGCGACUCGAGGCAGAGAAGUGGAAGAAGGAGGAGGAAAGACGGAAACAGGCACAGGCGCAAUUCGGUGGGGGCUUCUUGGAUUCGCUUGGCUCGGGCAACGUCUCGCGGACGGCGUCUCCAAGCGUCCUGUCUCCUGGCUCGUCGACAGGCAAGAAGGCCAGCGACGACGAUGAUCUAUUUGCCGCAUUUAAAUCCGAGACGAAGGUCGAUAACGCGAGCCACUACCCUCCUCCGCCCCAAAAGGGCCCCUCCCCCGCGCAUACACCGGCUCUUGACCUUACCAACCCCAGUGCGUGGAACAAGCCCACGAGCUCUACAAACAAUGGUGGAUUCGGGGAUGACGAUGACCCAUUCGGUUUAAACCAAAUGAAGCCCAAGUCAUCGUCUCCUGCGCCGCCUCAGCCGACGAUUGACGAUGAUGACUUCCUCGGUGACCUAGGACGCCCCGUCGAGGAGGUCCGGCGCAAGCAGCCAACCCCGCAGCCUAAGCAGCCUGAACCUGGAAAGCCCAUUGAAGCGUUGGAAUCCAGCUCCGACGACGAGCAGCCUGCUCCGCGGGGCGAGAUGGCCGAGUUUGACAAGGCUGUCGCCCAGCUUGUGGAUUAUGGCUUUACACCCGAGAAUGCCAGGCGGGGUCUGACGGAGAGCGGUGCGGGGUUGAAUGUGCAGGCGGCAGCAAACUGGCUUUUGGAUGAUGCCCACCGUCAGGCCAAGGCGAAGGCACAAGGCAAGGACCCUGCUUCAGCCUCAAGGAGAGGACGCGAAGACGGACGACAUGAUGGCCAGCGGAGAGCUGACACAAGAUCGCCUGCGGGUGGUGAGGCGGACUUCUCAAAGACUGCUGCGGCCAUGGGAAACAGUCUCUUCAAGACGGCGAACUCUCUCUGGAAGACUAGCAAGAAGCAGGUCCAGCAGGCUGUCGCGGACUUCAACCAGGAAGGAGGAGACCCAAAUCAGCCCAAAUGGAUGCGCACCGCCCAGCAAGACCGUAUGCAUGCCCCCGAGAAACGGCGUCCGGAAGCCACAGACGAGGCCAUGAUGUUGGAAUCUGGUGGACCACCUCCCAGGAGGGCUGGACAGUCUUCACAGUCGCCCCGACCGGAUGCGCCUCGCAGAACUGCAUCUCCAAGAGACUUCCCCUCGGCGUCAUCAGCACCCCCGAGUGGAAGAGGCACACCGGUUCCGAGAUGGCAACAACAAGCUGGCCCAGCGGUACCUGAUUCAAGGACACGCGCGAGCAAGCUAGCCAUGACAGAUGACAGUGGGGCCUCAUAUGUUAGCCCUCACAGGAGAAAGAAGGCGACGCCUCAGCCUGAAGAGGCACCGCCAAAGCAGGAGGAGCCGGAUCUGCUCUUCAACUCUCAGGCACCCAAACCGUCUCAGUCGCUACCACAACGGCCCGCCCAAUCUUCUCGACCUGCUCAACCUUCGCAGCCUUCGCAGCCAGCUCAGCCUGCUAGACGUCCCUCUCCGCCUGCCCCCAGGCCGGCUCCUAGACCAGCGCGCCAGAUUCCCUCAAUCACACCCGCCGCGAUACAGCAGUCUACGAAGCACCGCCUUGAAGGAACAGCGCAUUUCAAGCGGGGCGACUACGCGGCAGCACAGUCUUCGUACUCAUCCUCCUUGUCCUCCGUUCCGGAAUCUCAUCCUCUGGCCAUCGUUAUUCUGACCAACCGCGCGUUGACGGCCCUCAAGACUGGCGAGCCUAAGCAAGCUGUUGAGGAUGCCGACGCCGCCCUCAAAAUCAUCGGGCCCGCUGGUGGACAGGGCGAGCAUGUGACUGUCGUGGGUGACAACGGCGGCGACGAGAAGCGCGACAUGCGCGACCUGUACGGCAAGGCGCUCAGCCGUAAAGCCGAGGCACUUGAACAAAUGGAACGUUGGGGCGAUGCCCACGCCGUCUGGUCGACAUGCGUCAAGAACGGUGUCGGAGGUUCCACAGCUAUUUCCGGUCGCCAGCGUUGCCAGAACGCCCUGGCACCGAAACCGAAGCCGAAGCCCAGGCCGGCUGCUCCUGCUCGGCCUCGCGCCGCUGCGGCGCCUGCCAAGAGCUCCGAAGCGGUCGAACGUCUGCGCAAGCAGAACCUCGCGUCGGCGGCGGAAGACGACGAGAAGUUUGCGCUGUCAGAGAAGGUGGAUGCCAAGAUUGCGGCUUGGAGAGACGGGAAGAGGGACAACCUGCGUGCGCUCAUCGGCAGCUUGGACCAGGUCCUCUGGGAGGGAAGCGGCUGGAAGAAGGUCGGAUUGCACGAGCUCGUCAUGGCCAACAAGGUCAAGAUCAACUACAUGAAGGCCAUUGCCAAGUGUCACCCCGACAAGCUCCCCCAGGACGCCAGCACGGAGGUAAGGCUCAUCGCUGCGACGGUGUUCGCCACGUUGAACGAGAGCUGGGACAAGUUCAAGGCCGAAAACGGACUAUAA
Colletotrichum truncatum is the source of this 2712-nucleotide messenger RNA. RefSeq names its product uba ts-n domain-containing protein. The record is from RefSeq and is a predicted model, not a curated record. Gene Ontology annotation, cellular component: intracellular membrane-bounded organelle; vesicle; cytoplasm. Gene Ontology annotation, biological process: clathrin-dependent endocytosis; clathrin coat disassembly. Gene Ontology annotation, molecular function: clathrin binding. Lineage: Eukaryota; Fungi; Ascomycota; Sordariomycetes; Glomerellales; Glomerellaceae.